AUGACUACCGCUUCAUCUUCACGAAGCAUCCCAACACCAACUUCACACACAACCGGCCACAACACCCUCAACCAAGGCAUCGACAUUCCCGCAGAGGUGUUAAGCCACGCUCAGGAGGUCGAGAGCCUGCCAAACAUCUCCAAGCUUCGGUCCGACCAGCACAUCGCUCAGGUUGACAUCCCCAACCUUGAUGGCACUACAAAGCGUGUCAUCUUGGUGGUCCAGCAGCAGAAGCCUGCCACACAGUCAUCCGGUUCGCAUCCUGGCGAUGCUUCUUACUACGAUGACUGUGUGUCUGACUACUCGCAUGAGCCGCAAUCUCACCAGUCCCAGGCUUCCCAGACUCCGCAGCCGUCUCAAAGCCAACGUUCGAGACGCACAUCCGCAGACUAUGGCCGCAUGCCCGAGAUUCUGGCUGGCAAUGCAGCCAGAGCCCGGCGUCAAGUGGCCCAGUCCAUUGUGUCUGCACCGCUUGGUGACAACUUUGUGCUCAUGCCCUCUGGCGUGGGCCACAGAGUUGGUGAGUGGUUCAAGGUCUUGCAAGUGUACACUGUCAAGGCCACCACCAAAGGCAAGGUCAUCGGCGCGCAGGCAAAGGCUGGCCUACGACAACACAGCAAGACCGCGGGAUCUGUCACCGCUCGUCUCAUCUCUCUCGGCAAGGACAUUCUCACCGAAUUUGAGAACUCUGUUGCGCAGACCUCGUCGAGUGCCUCCGUCCAGCAGUCUAGGGGUUUGGAGAUCAUUCACAUGCCAACUCAGAAUGACAUCAACCCCGAGAUCAAGAUGUGGCCGGUAGAGCAUGUCCUGGCCAACGACUUGCGCCGACGAGCAGCCUAUGGCCUACCGAGAUUCCCUCCUCAACAACCAAUCUCGAGAAAGCCAGCUCCGUUGCCACAACAUGGUCCCCUCGGCGAGAUUGCACUUCCUGAUGCCUCGUCAGACCGACGAAAGCCUUCCCGCCACCAAACGAAGUGGGAGGAGCCAUUCGAGACGACGACACCUCGCGAGUGCAAAUCGCAGGCAACCAAGGCCACGGUGAACCCUGCCUUUGACAUCCAGUCGCAGCGAGGGUCAUUGGGGGCAGUGACUGUGGCCAGCGGUGUCUCUCAGUCGACGGCGAAGUCUCCUGGCUCGACGACUCCGGCACCAUUCAGGUGGAAGGUCUGA
Zasmidium cellare ATCC 36951 is the source of this 1170-nucleotide messenger RNA. RefSeq lists its product as uncharacterized. The record is from RefSeq and is a predicted model, not a curated record. Bases 1 to 1170 code for a protein of 389 amino acids. Lineage: Eukaryota; Fungi; Ascomycota; Dothideomycetes; Mycosphaerellales; Mycosphaerellaceae. The transcript has a single exon.